AUGUCAGUAAUCGCAGCUGCAAUCCACACAGCAGUGUUUGCCUAUAGUCGUUUCCUUUGUGAAUUACCUACUGAGGAUGUGGUAGACGCUCUAGGUGAUUACAAACCAUCAGAGACACCGAAGGAUGAAAACGAAAAAGUGCUGGAAACCGCUGGCUCGCCGGACCAAAAGGAAUUGGAUUUUGCUUUCGACAACGAGGAGACGGAGGUGCACAUCUCUACACCGCGAAGGCGUGCGCAAGUGGAAGCUGCAAAAGCUGCGGCAGCCGGAAACGUAAGUAUACCAUGGGUGUGCGUGUGUUUCUUUUAG
Dibothriocephalus latus is the source of this 309-nucleotide messenger RNA. Lineage: Eukaryota; Metazoa; Platyhelminthes; Cestoda; Diphyllobothriidea; Diphyllobothriidae. The record is from the annotation of a GenBank genome assembly.